Molecule: messenger RNA, 760 nt
Organism: Diospyros lotus (date-plum)
Lineage: Eukaryota; Viridiplantae; Streptophyta; Magnoliopsida; Ericales; Ebenaceae
Product: cytochrome c oxidase subunit 5C-2-like
Exons: 2
Coding region: 200-391 (63 amino acids)
Source: RefSeq, a predicted model, not a curated record
CUAGGAAGCACAAGGAUAACGAGCUUUCAUCGUCCGAUUAAUUUUCCCUACCCAUGCCCGACCCUAUCUAUAUAUAGCCCUCUACCUCCAUCCCUGGCAAACUUUUCGAAUUUGUUUUCACGGAGAGUGAGAGAGGCGAAGGUAUCUAUCGGUCGUGAAGUUUGAGAGGUUUACCAGCUUCUACUUCUAGUAAAGUAAAAUGGCUGCACAAAGGGUUGCUCAUGCCACUUUGACAGGACCAAGUGUGGUGAAGGAGAUAAUUAUUGGCAUUACACUUGGCUUCGCCGCAGGUGGUUUAUGGAAGAUGCAUCAUUGGAAUGAGCAGAGGAAAACAAGGGUUUUCUACGAUUUGCUAGAGAAAGGUGAGAUCAGCGUUGUUGCAGAAGAAUGAAGAUCCCAGAGUUCCUGCUAGGAUUUCCAUUGAACAAAUAAGGAUUCCAGAGUUUCUGUAAAUGAAUAUUUCGUCAUUACUCUGGCAACUUUAAUCUGGAACAAGCACGCUUGGACUGGGAUUUGGGAAAAAUAAAGAAAUUUGUUAAUCAUGUUUGCCGCAUUAUUGCUUUGGAGCCCAAAAAAUAUUUGGUCUCGGUUUCUAGUAGCUGCUUGACCUAGGAUUUGCUGAUCGUUUAGCUGUAAAAUUUUAUGGCAGUUUCAUUGAAGCUAAAAGCGAGAGAAAACUCUGGUCUCUAGUUGUUCUGCGUCAAAACGUUUGCCUUUUUUAGUUAUUUAUAUGAUAUGGACAAGGAUUACGCGUGUUGAA